Messenger RNA from Exophiala viscosa, 726 nucleotides. RefSeq lists its product as uncharacterized. The transcript has a single exon. NCBI's taxonomy places the organism in Eukaryota, Fungi, Ascomycota, Eurotiomycetes, Chaetothyriales, Herpotrichiellaceae. The record is from RefSeq and is a predicted model, not a curated record. The coding region runs from base 474 to 719 and encodes 81 amino acids.
UGAAUACCCAGGACGCUGUUUUCCUUAGUCUUGAGUAGCCUCGAAAUGCGACGACUCUUGACAGAUCGAUUGGCGACUCUCGAAGUCAUGACUGGCCGAGACUGUCAUCGGCCAUGACCUCUCGACGACGGAGACGGGUAUGGCUCAACAUUGGUCAGAAGAGCAGCUACAGAUUUGCUACAGCUUAGCUUGAAGUCGUCCACGGACAAUGCCAGCCGUGAAGACUGAACAUCUCACGCCGCCAGAGAAGAAGUCCCUGAAGCAACGUAGCGGCGACUAACUUAUCAAGAGUGGCAUUGCCGGCGGCGUGGCAGGUUGUGUGGUACAUUUAAGCUCCCUUGCACCCUCUCUCCCCAUCACAAGGCACAACGACAUCCAGCGGUGUCGACCAGGACGGUCAAAUUACCAUGCAGUCGCGGUCAAGAUCUAGCUUGACCAGUUUGUAGCGGGGUCUACUGCCAACGAUCCUCGGCAUGAUACCCUACGCAGGGAUAUCGUUCCUAACCCACGACACUGUCAGCGACGUCCUUCGUCAUGCUCAUCUGGCUUCCUACACUGUCCUGCAAUCGCAAUCACAAUCACCCUCAGAGAAGCAUACAAAGCGCAAUGGCCCCGUACAAUCAAACGCUUCCGCCGAAGUACCGCUGGUGCCAUCGCCAGACUGGUCUCUCAAACAGCUUCAUGCCCGAUUGAAAUCAUCCGCCGGCGAAUGCAGGUAAGCGGCGU